CUUUUACAUUGCUUAUAUUUCAGCAUAUUUUCACUUGCGAGUAAGUAGUUUUUUUUUUCUCUUAGCGGCGUUGACCUCGUGGAGGUUGUCAAGUCCGAACUCGAAUUGAAUCGUUUUCUCUACUAACCAACUACCGUGUGUAUGAUUGACUCGUCAUGGCAACGACACCUUCAAUGAGCAAUACCGCCAGGUCAAGCUGUCGUUUACUAACAAGAAGCCCAGUAGCAUUAACGAACCCUUCUGGAUUCGGCCGCCAGCUCCAAUACGCCCCUCGCUGCUUGCGACAGGCCAGUACGGCCACCCAAAAUGACCGUAAAAAGGAGCGGGUGGUGAUUCUGGGCUCGGGAUGGGCUGGCUACGGGUUCGCUCGGAGUCUGGACCCGAAGAAAUAUGAGCGGAUUAUGAUUUCUCCUCGCUCGUACUUUGUCUUUACCCCUUUACUCGCAGGCACAGCAGUUGGAACUUUGGAAUUCCGUGCUGUCACUGAGCCGGUUAGGAAACUCGGUCUGGACCACUUUCACCAAGGGUGGGCUGACGACAUUGACUUCGCGCGGAAAGUUAUUCGCGUGGAGGCUAAUACGUCAGACGACAUUGCCUCGAGGACACGGCUAGCGCUUAAGCAUCGCCCCGGCACCGCCGAUAAAGGGGCUCUGUUCGAUGUCGAGUAUGACAAGUUAGUCAUCGCCGUCGGCUCUUACAGUCAGACGUUCGGGAUCGAGGGCGUGCGGGAGCACGCUAAUUUCUUACGCGAUGUCGGAGACGCCAGGAAGAUCCGGAUGAGGGUGCUGCAGAACUUUGAGAGGGCCGCGCUACCAAUUACGUCCGACGAGCACCGAAAGAAGCUACUCCAUUUCGCUAUCGUCGGGGGUGGUCCGACUGGCAUAGAAUACGCCGCUGAGCUGCACGACUUGAUACGGGACGACCUGACGUACACGUACCCGGCUCUGAUGAAGUUCGUCAGCAUCACCGUCUACGACGUGGCGCCUAAGGUCCUCCCGAUGUUUGACCAGACGUUGGCAAACUAUGCCAUGGAUCGGUUUAACCGCGAGGGCAUUAAAGUAAAGACGCAGCACCACCUAAUGCGCGUCCGGCCUGAUGAAACUUGCGAGGGCUGCUUGAAACUUAAGAUUAAAGAGCACGGAGACGAAGAGAUCGGUGCCGGCAUCGUGGUAUGGAGUACGGGGCUGAUGCAGAACCCCCUGGUAGAAAAAUUGGAGAGCAAGGUCUUCAAACUACCCGGCUCGGAUACCGAGAUGAAGCUACAGAAGGACGCGAAAACAGGCGGUAUCGUCACGGACGCGAAUCUCCGCGUGAACAUGAUCCCGGCCGCGGCGGCGUCUGAACCGCCGCCCGCUCAGGGGCAAAAGUCGACGGUACUGUCCGACGUGUACGGCGUGGGCGACUGCACGGUGAUCUCGGACAUGAGCCUUCCUGCCACCGCGCAGGUCGCCAGCCAGCAGGCGCUGCACCUCGCGAAGCGGCUGAACAAGGGCGACGUGGGAUCGAAGCCCUUCAAGUUCCGCAACCUGGGCACCAUGACGUACCUCGGCGGCUGGACGGCGAUCCACCAGAGCAGCGCGGACGAGCUCAAGGGCUGGAUGGCCUGGGUCCUGUGGCGUACCGCGUACCUGACACGCAGCAUGAGCGUCAGGAAUAAGAUCACCGUCCCGUUUUACUGGUUCAUCUCCUGGUUAUUCGGGCGGGAUAUCUCCAGGUUCUAGGUUGGAGGCUUUCCCUCCCUAGUCGGGGACUUUUCUU
Molecule: messenger RNA, 1758 nt
Organism: Daldinia caldariorum
Lineage: Eukaryota; Fungi; Ascomycota; Sordariomycetes; Xylariales; Hypoxylaceae
Product: FAD/NAD(P)-binding domain-containing protein
Exons: 1
Coding region: 156-1721 (521 amino acids)
Molecular function (GO): NADH dehydrogenase activity
Source: RefSeq, a predicted model, not a curated record